Messenger RNA from Cyphomyrmex costatus, 2076 nucleotides. Its product is annotated as proclotting enzyme. Gene Ontology annotation, molecular function: serine-type endopeptidase activity. Gene Ontology annotation, biological process: proteolysis. The transcript has 8 exons. The record is from RefSeq and is a predicted model, not a curated record. The coding region runs from base 328 to 2040 and encodes 570 amino acids. Lineage: Eukaryota; Metazoa; Arthropoda; Insecta; Hymenoptera; Formicidae.
CGCGAUUGCUUCCUUUACCGAUCUCUUCUUUCUCUUCAUUUUUUUUUUUUUUUCCUUUUUACUGUCGGUGUUGUGUGCCACCUCUCCGCCACAAUUGUCACUCUCGUUCUCUUUCUCUCUCUUUUUCUCCCUCUUUCUGUUUCUCUCGCCGCUUUCUACACAUCAUGCAUAACUCGCUGAUGCUCUCCGACAAUUCUUAGCUAAAAUAGUUCGACCGCGUCUCUUGCUCGGCCCCGGGUGUUACAGAUGCCAUCCGCGACUUUGUAAACAAACAAAUACCGGGGGAUGUCCGCGAGAUAAGUUUCUCCCUCUUCCCUUCGAACGAAGAUGUCUUCAUCAAUGGCCAUAAGCCUGUGCAUAAUAUGGAGUCUAUUUGCUAGUUCUAUCUCAUAUACCGAAGAAGUCGUGCAUUACCGCACUUAUCCGUACGGAUACAAAAACUCGUACGUCUCGCCGAGGAGAGGAUGGCAACACUACUGGAAUACCCCUUCUGGACCGAGCAGAUCGGACAAGAUGUAUGCCCGCAGAGACACGCAAAGUCCAUAUACCCAAUUGAGAAAGGUAGAACAUAGCGAUCCUCUGGCUACCAUCAGCGAGACCCUAGGCGCCCUGAACACGGUGGGCAACUAUAUCGUUAAUAUGACUAGAGGCGUCGAGAUCUCGAAUUAUCCGCCGAAGGAAUUACCCUCAGCGUUGUACACUAUCUCUAAAAAUAUUUUAGGUCGCAAUGUGACGGACAGUAUAGCGCCUUUAGUGCGUGGCGUUGCAUUGCCACUAACGCAAACGAUCACGUCUUCCACACAAGCGCCGUCGGUCCAGCAGCAACAGCAGCCUGUGGAAGAACUUGAAAACAGAGACAAGGAGUCCACUCUAAUCUCAUGCACGACUGCCGAAGGUGAAUCCGGCAAAUGCCAGGAUCUCAGUAAUUGUCCACAAUUGUUGCUUGAUUUUAACAAGCUGAGACUCUCGUGGUGCUUCAAGAGACUCAUUGUGCCAGGAGUUUGCUGCCCAGUAGACAAAAUCAGCAAUCCUUCCAUUCUCAAUAUCACUGGAGGUGGGUCUUCCGGAAUUAACGUUGGACAUCCUUCACGACCAACCAUUCGACCAACGAAAACCCCCACACCGCGCCCAAUACCGUUGUAUCCAGUGACAUCUUCGACGACGAGACCUACAACGCAUAUUAUUUUAUCACCAGUUCCGUUGGUUAACAAUACGAAUGGCUUCGAAACAAUAACGACAAUCGACAAUAAUUUGAUUCAAGACGAUGAUGAGUGCGGGAUGAUAUAUUCAGGUGGUCGGGGACGAGUGGUCGGGGGCGAAGAAGCGAUAUCUGGUCGUUGGCCUUGGAUGGCGGCGAUCUUUCUUUACGACUACCGGCAACAUAAUACAGAGUUCUGGUGUGGGGGAACGUUGAUAGGACCACGCCACAUCCUCACCGCUGCUCAUUGCACGCGCAAUAAAGAGCAGCAACCUUUCUCUCCUCGCCAGUUUACUGUACGUCUCGGCGAUAUCGAUCUAGAAAGAGAUGAUGAGCCCUCAUCGCCAGAGACUUACGCAGUGAAGAAGAUUCAUGCGCACCAAAGGUUCACGCGCGUCAAUUAUCACAACGACAUCGCUAUCUUCGAACUUACCAGCAUCGUAAGAAGGUCGCCGUAUGUGGUACCCAUUUGCUUGCCAAAGUCUCGUGGAGAUUCGUUGGUUGGCUUCAGACCAACGGUCGCCGGUUGGGGCAGCACUUACUACGGUGGAAAAGAGAGCUCCGUUUUACGACAGACAGUUCUACCUAUAUGGAAGAAUGAGGACUGCAACACGGCUUACUAUCAUCCAAUCACUAGCAACUUUUUGUGCGCCGGUUAUAGACAAGGCGGCAGGGAUGCGUGUCAAGGUGAUUCGGGUGGACCGUUGAUGUUGCGGAUCGAAAAUCGAUGGACACAAAUCGGCAUUGUCUCGUUCGGCCACAAAUGUGGUGAACCCGGCUAUCCUGGAGUAUACACGCGAGUCUCCGAAUACCUAAACUGGAUUAAAGAUAAUGUCAAGUGAUAAUUGAAUUACACGGCAGAAUUGAAUAUUUACAUU